GUUAUAUACAAUUCUUAGCAAUAUUUUUUUUUUGUUUAUUAAUCUUGCAGAUAGAAAAUGAGUAUGGAAAUGUAAUGGGACCCUAUGGAGAAUCGGGUAAAGCAUACAUUAAGUGGUGUGCAAACAUGGCUCAGUCUCUUAAUGUUGGUGUUCCAUGGAUAAUGUGUCAACAAAAUGAUGCUCCUCAGCCUAUGUUGAAUACAUGUAAUGGAUUUUAUUGUGACAAUUUUGUACCAAACAAUCCCAAUACUCCUAAGAUGUGGACUGAGAAUUGGACCGGAUGGUUUAAGCAAUGGGGUGGUAAAAAUCCUCAUAGAACAACCGAAGAUGUUGCAUUUUCGGUUGCAAGAUUCUUCCAAAGAGGAGGAACUUUUAAUAAUUAUUAUAUGUACCAUGGAGGCACCAACUUUGAUAGAACUGCAGGUGGUCCAUACAUCACAACUUCAUAUGAUUAUGAUGCUCCACUUGACGAAUAUGGUAAUUUGAAUCAACCAAAAUACGGGCAUUUGAAACAACUUCAUGAUGUUCUUCAUUCUAUGGAAAAAACUCUCACAUACGGAAACAUCUCCACCAUUGACUUUGGAAACUCUGCAUCGGCAACAAUUUAUAAAACCGAAGAAGGAUCAAGCUGCUUUUUUGGAAAUGGAAAUGAAAAUUCAGAUGCAACAAUUAGUUUCCGAGGAGAAUCUUAUGUUGUCCCGGCUUGGUCUAUUACCAUUUUACCGGAUUGCAAAAAUGAGGCUUAUAACACUGCCAAGAUUACCACUCAGACUUCAAUGAUGGUUAAGAAACCAAAUGAAGCUGAGGAUACCCCUUCAACUCUGAAAUGGUCAUGGAGGCCAGAGAACAUGGACAACUUCCUUUUGAAAGGAAAAGGAGAAUCUACACAGACACAACUAUUUGAUCAGAAAGUAGUAACCAAUGACCAAAGUGAUUAUCUAUGGUACAUGACUACCGUUAAGUUUAAAAAACGAGAUCCAUUUUUGGGUAAAAACAUGUCUCUUCGCGUCAACUGUACUGCUCAUGUCCUUCACGCUUUUGUUAAUGGAAAAUAUAUUGGUAAUCAACACGCCGAGAAUGGAAAAUUUAACUAUAUAUUUGAGAAAGAUGUGAAGUUUAAGUCUGGUCGUAAUGUCAUUGCUCUUCUUAGCAUAACUGUGGGACUUGCGAACUAUGGUGCUUUCUUUGAAAGUAAGCCGGCUGGAAUCACUGGACCCAUUUCUAUUACUGGAAGAAAUGUUGAUGAAACUAUAGUUAAGGACUUGUCUGCUCAUAAAUGGAGCUAUAAGACCGGUUUAAAUGGGUUUGAGAACCAACUCUUUAGAACAGAAUCAAUGUCUAAAUGGUCAGUUGAAAGUGUACCUUUUAACCGAACCAUGACUUGGUAUAAGGCUACGUUCAACGCUCCCUUAGGAAAUGAUCCAGUUGUUGUCGAUCUUCUGGGACUUGGAAAAGGUACAGCUUGGGUCAAUGGAAACAACAUUGGACGUUAUUGGCCAGCAUUCAUUUCAAGCGAAAAUGGUUGUGCUGCAAAAUGUAAUUAUAGAGGGCCUUAUCAUGCUGAAAAGUGUCUGACCAAUUGUGGAGAACCCACACAAAGAUGGUAUCAUGUUCCUCGUUCUUUCUUGAAUGCAGAAGGAGAUAACACACUAGUUUUGUUUGAGGAGAUGGGAGGAAACCCAUCGCUUGUCAAUUUCCAAACUACUAGAGUGGGAAGUGUAUGUGCUAAUGUCUAUGAGAAAAAUACUAUUGAGCUUUCUUGCGAUAGAAAACCCAUUUCUGCCAUCAAAUUUGCCUCAUUUGGUAACCCAGAUGGCAAUUGUGGAUCUUUCGAAAAAGGAACUUGUGAAUCAAGUAACAACACGGUUGAUAUUCUCACACAAGAAUGUGUUGGAAAAGAGAAGUGUUUCAUUGAUGUAUCUACGGAAAAGUUUGGAGCACCGGAUUGCACUGGAUCUGCUAGAAGACUCGUUGUGGAAGCUAUUUGCUAAGUGUUUUUCUAGAUUUACAGUGUUUUCUUUAUUAUAUUUCCAAAUUAUGCUAUAUUUUUGUUUUCAAAGAUAUAAGUCUUUUUUAAUCUGUAUUGCUGGUGGUUUUAUUCAAUAAAGGAACACAUUCUUAUAUACAUUUUACACAGUCAUCUUUUUCCCAAAAAGUCAUGGUCAUUUCUUUCCCACCAUCCUCACUCUCUCUGAAAAAUUGAAUAAUUGUUCCUUCAAUAUUUGUUUUUUUCUCUUCAAUAUAUAACACUGGCUAAACUGCGCCUCUGUUGGUAAAUAACUAAUUUUAGUGUAUUAAAAUACAUGAAUUCAAGUCUUAUUGUACAAUUUUUUUUUUUUGUAUUUUGCAUUAAAUAAAACCUUGAACUUAUUCUCUGAGAAACCAAAUUGGCAAUAGAAGUUAAUAAAAUAGCAGUUAUUUUGACAUAAUAAAGAAACUAGCAUUAGGACACAUUUUAUCCGUUUAUUCCCUUUCCAUUUACAAUUACCUGGUGAACGUGUGAUAUAGUUGAUGAUAUAGAUGACAGAACAUAUGGACAAAAGUUACCCAAAAAUAUUACAUAUCCCCACAAUCUCUAAAUACUAAACACUACCCCAACUCCUAAAUACUAAACCAUAAAGACAUGGAGUUCCACCAAAAUAAGUUUUUGUUAAAAAUUUCGGUGAGAAAAUUUAUAAAGUGGUUCAUUUUCAAACACCGUAUCAAAUAACCUACCUUUUCUUACUUAAUGAUAAAUAAUUCUUCAAUUUUUUCUAAUUUACUAAUUUUUAAAAAAAAAUUAGUGAAAAUUUUCUUUGUUAAAAUUGUUUCAUUUAACUAUAAUCUCUUAAAAAUUAGAUACACAAUUUAGUUUAACUACAGAAAUCAAACAUUAGCAACUGCAUAUGAAUUUUAAAGCUGACAAUAUAAAAGAAAAUAAAAACACACAACUGUUAUUAGAUAUUUUUUCACUAUGUAUUCUUUUGGUGUUUAAGUAUCUUCCAUACUUAAUUAGAAAAUAGUUUUAAUAAUCUUAAAAUGUAUAUUUAUAAUAUAAUAUUUUAAAUCAUUUUCUUAUUAUACUGUUUUCAACAAUUCAACAUUACAAGAAAAUAUUUGUAAGAGUUAUAUCAAUUUCUCAAAACUUGUCUUUUGCUAUAUAUAUAUAUAGCUUCAUACUCUAUUGAUAAUAUUAAACCAAAAUAUAUUUAAGAGAUUGCAUUUUUUAUCA
Molecule: messenger RNA, 3211 nt
Organism: Brassica napus (rape)
Lineage: Eukaryota; Viridiplantae; Streptophyta; Magnoliopsida; Brassicales; Brassicaceae
Product: beta-galactosidase 15-like
Exons: 11
Coding region: 75-1991 (638 amino acids)
Biological process (GO): carbohydrate metabolic process
Cellular component (GO): cell wall; vacuole
Molecular function (GO): beta-galactosidase activity; carbohydrate binding
Source: RefSeq, a predicted model, not a curated record